AGGGUGGCUCCUGGGGGUGGACGAGCUGGGGAGGGGGCGCAUGGCCUGUGCAUCCCCGGGCAGGGCUGGGGCUGGGCCACGCUGAUGGCCCGGGACCUCGGCUCAGGGCACGGCUGGAGCAGAAGGGCGGUGGGGGCCGGAGAGGGCUGCUCCCUGCCCUAGACCGGGGCAGCGGGGUGUCUGGGGUGAGCGCGCGGAGGGCAGGGCAGGUGGGGCCGGGCCCUGCGCUCCCUAACCGCCGUCCGGCUCUCCGCUCUGUGCCCCGCAGCCCUGUUCACAGAGACCCCGCACGACAUGACGGCCCACGCCGGGGAGGACGUGGAGAUGGCCUGCUCUUUCCGGGGCAGCGGCUCCCCCUCCUACUCGCUUGAGAUCCAGUGGUGGUACGUGCGCAACCACAAGGACUGGACUGACAAACAGACGUGGGCUGCCAGCCAGCUAAAAGCAUCGCAGCAGGAAGAAGCUGGGAAGGACGCGACAAAAAUAAGUGUGGUGAAGGUGGUCGGCAGCAACAUCUCGCACAAGCUGCGCCUGUCGCGGGUGAAGCCCACGGACGAGGGCACCUACGAGUGCCGGGUGAUCGACUUCAGCGACGGCAAGGCCCGGCACCACAAGGUCAAGGCCUUCCUGCGGGUGGCACCGGAGGAGAGCGCCGCGCCGCGCCGCCACGGCUCCUCCGCCCCCAUGCACCUCGUGCCCCCCUCGCCCUGGGGUCAGGCCCUCCUGGGCGCCGGGGGAGGAGGGCCCGUGCCUCCAAGGCGGGCAGUGGUCCAGGACCCCCGUUUGCCAGGGAGACGGGGCCGGAGACGCCAGUCCCCCUAG
Molecule: messenger RNA, 822 nt
Organism: Alligator sinensis (Chinese alligator)
Lineage: Eukaryota; Metazoa; Chordata; Crocodylia; Alligatoridae
Gene: VSTM2L
Product: V-set and transmembrane domain containing 2 like
Exons: 4
Coding region: 295-822 (175 amino acids)
Source: RefSeq, a predicted model, not a curated record